Messenger RNA from Hydatigera taeniaeformis, 381 nucleotides. The record is from the annotation of a GenBank genome assembly. NCBI's taxonomy places the organism in Eukaryota, Metazoa, Platyhelminthes, Cestoda, Cyclophyllidea, Taeniidae.
AACCUCCAGAAUCUGACCUACUUGACCAUUGGUGAAAACGACCUGCAGAGUCUUACACCUGCAAUAGGGAAACUGAAAAGCUUGGAGACGUUGUACCUGAAUGAUAACUUCAAUCUUCACGACCUGCCAUCGGAGUUGGCAAUGUGCUGUUCUCUGCAAAUCAUGUCCAUCGAGAACUGUCCAUUAUCAAAGAUUCCCGUUGAGGUGGUGUCGGCUGGACCGUCUCUUGUUAUUCAGCCCCUCAGCCAAAAUCUUUCUCUCUGUCCUCUUCUCCCCCUAAUUGCAGUCGAUUGUGAAGACAGUGACGACGUUGAUGAUGGCAGUGUUUGCGUUCAGCUCCUUUCUCUUCCCUCCUGCUCCGUAUUUCCUCACCGACAAUGA